AUGUCUGCUCCACCAUUACAGGGCGUUCGAGUCAUCGAACUUGCUGGUCUAGCUCCAGGCCCUUUUGCCGGACUACUUCUAGCCGACUACGGCGCAUCAGUCCUUCGCGUCGACCGUCCAGCUGCUAUCAGCGGCGACCAAUUGACUCGCCGCAAAACAUCUAUUACUAUUGAUAUCCGUGACCCGAAAUCGCGCGAAAUUCUUCUUCGCCUCCUCGCAGGGGCCGACGUCUUGAUCGACCCUUUCCGCCCAGGAGUACUAGAACGACUCGAUCUUUCUCCCAAAGAUGUUUUGCUCAAGCAUAAUCCACGACUGAUCGUGGCACGCAUGACUGGAUUCCGUCGUGAUGGCAAAUACAAAGACAUGGCAGGUCAUGACAUUAACUAUAUUGCCGUUUCAGGUGUCCUGUCCAUGCUCGGACGGAAAGGUGAGAAGCCAUUCGCGCCGGGCAACAUUCUUGGUGACUUUGCCGGCGGAGGUGCAAUGUGCUUUCUCGGAAUCCUUCUCGCCCUGAUCUCUCGGUCGCAUACUGGCCGCGGACAAGUCGUCGAGGCCAACAUGGUGGACGGAUCGGCGUACCUCGCUACGUUCCCGCGCCUAGGACUCCAGACUCCUGCCUGGGAUAAACCACGAGGAGAUAAUUUGCUGGACAGUGGGUGCCCCUACUAUGAUACCUACGAGACCAAGGACGCCGGGAAAUACUUCGCCGUCGGCGCUCUCGAGCCACAAUUCUAUGCCGCGCUUCUCCGCGGGCUGGGCUUUGAUUCAAAGUCUCUCCCCGCCCGGGAAGACCGCGACAAUUGGUCUGCUCUCCGCGAAAUUUUCACUCGCCGUUUCAGAGAGAAGACUCGCGCCGAGUGGGAAGCCAUUUUCGACGGCACCGAUGCGUGCGCCACCCCCGUCUUCGAGCAAAGCGAGUUGGAGGCAGCGGGAUAUGACCAGCGCCCGGCGGUCCACCUGUCGCAGACACCCGCCUACCCUAUCAAGCCGGACGAGGGCGGGUGGACUGGAGGAGGUCUCAUGCCUGGAGACGGGGGAGUGGAGACAUUGCGGGCGUGGAUGGGAUGGGAGCCCAAUAAGGACUUUGUCGUUCGGAAGGAUGGCGCACUCUUCUCGGUGGACGGGAGGGCGAAGUUAUGA
Penicillium argentinense is the source of this 1140-nucleotide messenger RNA. Its product is annotated as CaiB/BaiF CoA transferase family protein. Bases 1 to 1140 code for a protein of 379 amino acids. NCBI's taxonomy places the organism in Eukaryota, Fungi, Ascomycota, Eurotiomycetes, Eurotiales, Aspergillaceae. Gene Ontology annotation, molecular function: catalytic activity. The transcript has 2 exons. The record is from RefSeq and is a predicted model, not a curated record.